UGUAAACGAGAAGUUGGGCUGAAGGAUCUCUAAGGCCUCUUCGACUCUGACGUUCCAGGAUGUGCUUCUCUGACCCAACUGUAGGCUUCCCUGAGGAUGUGCUUCCCGUUAGAGGAAUCGGCUGUGGUGCAAGAACUUGACAAGCCUGGUUUGGAUUCCCAGUGGCAGGACCCGAGCAAGUUACCUAAGCUCCCUGGGCGCAUAGCAAAUCAGGCUACUACAGAGCAUCUUCUCUGGGGAUUCUGAGGAUAAUAUGAAGAAAGGGAGGUGGGAGACCGCAUAAUCCCCUCUCUGGAGUAAGCAAGUGGCUGUUCUCGCACAGAGCUAGUAGCUGUGAUGGUUGUGACUGUUUGCUGUACUCUGUAUCUUAACCAGAAUGUCGGAUUCAUCCAGAUCUGUGUAUGAUCCCAUGAGAUAAAUGACUACCCUCGUGUUACUGAUGAGGACUCUGAGGCCCAAGGCCAUACUGGGCACCCCUUGAGUUAAGACAUUUUCUGCUCCCAUCAAGCUAGCAGGACCUGCUUCUUGAAUCCCCUGGGUGUGUCUCAGUUGCCAGUCCCAGCACCUCUUGAAAGCCCCCACUCUCCUCCAGUCACAGUGGAAGGAUCAUGGGAGAAGCAGAAGGGAAGAAAGAUGAGGCUGAUUAUAAACGACUGCAGACCUUCCCUCUGGUCAGGCACUCGGACAUGCCAGAGGAGAUGCGAGUGGAGACCAUGGAGCUAUGUGUCACGGCCUGUGAGAAAUUCUCCAACAACAACGAGAGCGCCGCCAAGAUGAUCAAAGAGACGAUGGACAAGAAGUUCGGCUCCUCCUGGCACGUGGUGAUCGGAGAAGGCUUCGGCUUUGAGAUCACACAUGAGCUGCACAGCCCCUGCUUCGGCCUGAGGACCAAGCAGCCUUCCCAUCCCCCUCCCCAGCCUGCCUCCACCUCGCAGUUGGUAACCAGUGGCUGAGGGCGUGGGAACUGCCAUCCAGCAGUUUCUCAAGGUGUCACCAGCCUCGGUGAGCCGCCUGGGCCAGGAGCGCACUCACCGUGAGGCCUGUUCAGCAGGGAACCUGGCCUGCCAGUUACUUCUCAUCAGGGACCGCAUGCUGAUUUGUACUUCUGAUCUCUGCUGGGUUUUCUAUGUUCUUUUCGAGUGUGGGGAGAGCGUUUUAGUAGAGGGUGAAUCCUAUUUUACAUAGCGGUCUUAUUUAUAUAAAUGUCUUGGUUUUUACAAUUAAAAUGGCCAAAAACUGA
Messenger RNA from Molossus molossus (Pallas's mastiff bat), 1240 nucleotides. RefSeq names its product dynein axonemal light chain 4 (gene DNAL4). The record is from RefSeq and is a predicted model, not a curated record. Gene Ontology annotation, cellular component: dynein complex. NCBI's taxonomy places the organism in Eukaryota, Metazoa, Chordata, Mammalia, Chiroptera, Molossidae. Gene Ontology annotation, biological process: microtubule-based process. The transcript is spliced from 7 exons. Gene Ontology annotation, molecular function: dynein intermediate chain binding; dynein light intermediate chain binding. The coding region runs from base 609 to 953 and encodes 114 amino acids.